AUGGGCGACAACACCACCACCACGACACCAGCCGCCGCCCCCCUCGUCGCGCGCCCGCUCGAGGGCAAGCUCGGCAUCAUCUCCGGCGGCUCGCGCGGCAUCGGGGCGGCGGUCGCGCGCAGCCUGGCGGCCAAGGGCUGCUCGCUGGUGCUGAACCACACGUCGGCAGCGUCCGAGGGGCGGGCGGCGGCGCUGGCGCAGGAGCUGCGCGACGCGCACGGCGUCGCGGCCACGGCGGUGCGCGCCGACAUCAGCGAGGAGAGCGGGUGCGCGGCCAUCAUCGACGCGGCGAGGUCCAUCUUCAAAGGUGGUGACAAGCUGCGCAUCGACGUGCUGAUCAACAACGCUGCGGUGCAGACGAAGGCGUAUCUGGGGGAGAUUAAGCCCGAGGAGUUUUGGAAUAUUUAUAAGAUUAAUGUGCUUGGUACGGUGUUGUUGACGCAGGCGGUGCUGCCGUUCUUGCCGUGGGAUCGGAGUGGGCGCAUUGUGAAUAUGAGCAGUGUGACGAACAGCAAUGGCAUGGCCGGAUACAGCAUCUACGGCGGCACCAAGGGCGCGGUCGAGUCGAUGACCCGCGUGUGGGCACGAGAGCUGGCGGAGCGCGCGACCGUCAACACGGUCAACAUCGGCCCUACCAUGACCGACAUGUACCAGGACAUCCCCGUCGAAGUCCUCGCCGACGUGCUCAAGUCAUGGUUCCCCACCGCACCGCUGUCGGCUGUGCGUGAGCAGGACUCGGAGCGCGCCAAGUACUUCGCCAAGGAGCUGGGCGGCAGGCCUGGCUAUCCGGAGGAGGUUGCGGGCGUUGUGACCAUGCUUUGUUUACCGGAAAGCGGAUGGUCGACUGGUGGGUUGAUCGAUGCUAACGGAGGUGGAAGAGUGGGCUAUUAG
Molecule: messenger RNA, 891 nt
Organism: Lasiodiplodia theobromae
Lineage: Eukaryota; Fungi; Ascomycota; Dothideomycetes; Botryosphaeriales; Botryosphaeriaceae
Product: Short chain dehydrogenase
Exons: 2
Coding region: 1-891 (296 amino acids)
Molecular function (GO): oxidoreductase activity, acting on the CH-OH group of donors, NAD or NADP as acceptor
Source: RefSeq, a predicted model, not a curated record